This is a messenger RNA of Musa acuminata subsp. malaccensis (wild Malaysian banana), 1225 nucleotides long. The record is from RefSeq and is a predicted model, not a curated record. Lineage: Eukaryota; Viridiplantae; Streptophyta; Magnoliopsida; Zingiberales; Musaceae.
GCUGCGGAGUGAGAGCGAUGUAGACAGCGACGACAUCAUCGUCGUCAUCUCUCUCUCUCGUUUCGAUCCUCUUCGAAUAAAUACCACCCCAUUCCCCCUGAAUCAUCUCCCAAGUCUGCGCCGGCGAUCUUAUUUCCUUGUCAAAGGGCGAGAUGGUGCUUCCGAUUUCUAUUUAGUUCGCGUUGUCGUAUGGAGUUGUGCCAGAGGUUUUUGAUCGGAUAAAGAGGGAUAAAUUUCUCUCCUUGUGCCUUUUGUAUGAACUUGUGGAGAGUGAUCAGUAAGAAACGGUUGUGGAUCAUCCAUCAUGAUGGGUUUAUUUGUCAGUAGAGCUUUGAUACUGGUUCUUGGGUAUGCUUACCCGGCCUAUUUGUGCUAUAAGACUGUGGAAUUGAACAAACCAGGAAUUGAGCAGUUGCGUUUCUGGUGCCAGUAUUGGAUUGUAGUCGCAUUGAUGGCAAUCUUGGAGAGAUUUGGGGAUCUUUUCUUUUCAUGGUUUCCAAUGUACUGCGAGGCAAAACUGGCAUUUUAUAUAUAUCUAUGGUAUCCAAAGACAAGAGGAACAACAUAUGUCUAUGAAACUUACUUCAGGCCAUAUAUCGCGAGGCAUGAAACUGACAUCGAUCGUAAUUUGCUUGAGUUAAGAGCAAGAGCUGCAGAUUUCAUGUCGAUGUAUUGGCAGAAGGCUACUAGCUAUGGCCAGACAAGUUUUAUUGAGAUUUUGAACCAUGCUACCUUAUUGAUACAAGCACCAAGAACACGUACUUUCCAGCAAACUCAGCAGCCACAGCAAGAACCUCAGUUACCUUCUGCAACGCCACCUGCUCACCAACCUGCACCAUCUCAGCCGUCUCCACAAGAAACAAGAGCUCCGCCCAGUCCCAUCAAGAGCCAGCCGCAGGAAGAAUCGAGGAAGGCAGAUGCAAGUCUCCAGCCAGCAGCAGCAUCUCCAGACCAGCCUCAAGAACCAGUCUCUCUUACGGAAAAUUCAGAAACCGCUAACCCGCCCUCUCCACGUGAGGAGCCAAUGCAGGUUGACACAGACAAUUCCGAAUCCGUAGAAGUCUCAGUUCCACCACCAGAGCAGACGGCCAUGGAGGAGGCAAUUCUUGUGACCCGCAACAGGUUGAGAAAACGAGCCGCUGCUGCUGCUGCUGCUGCUGAUGCUGAUGCUGGUCCAGUUUAGUUGUUUGGAAUAUCUGAUUUGUUUUCUUGUGUUGUCAAUGCA